Molecule: messenger RNA, 336 nt
Organism: Malassezia pachydermatis
Lineage: Eukaryota; Fungi; Basidiomycota; Malasseziomycetes; Malasseziales; Malasseziaceae
Product: progesterone binding protein
Exons: 5
Coding region: 1-336 (111 amino acids)
Cellular component (GO): membrane; endomembrane system
Source: RefSeq, a predicted model, not a curated record
AUGGCGAGUAAGAUGGAGCCAGCUACAACGCCCACACAGCCUCCGAAGGAUGAUCCCUUCACGCCGGAGGAAUUGGCGAAAUACAAUGGAUCUGACCCAUCGAAGCCUGUAUAUGUGGCUGUUAAAGGUGUUAUUUUUGACGUCUCGCCACGCAGAGAAAUGUAUGAACCCGGCAAGGGCUACUCCGUCUUUGCAGGGAAAGACGCAUCGCGUGGCCUGGGUAUGUCUAGCCUUAAGCCCGAAGACGCUGUGUCUGACUACUCAACCCUCAAUGAGGCACAGAUGAAAGUACUAAAUGAUUGGCGCUACAAUAUUGUGGGCCGCGUAGUGUCGUAA